Molecule: messenger RNA, 1353 nt
Organism: Adineta ricciae
Lineage: Eukaryota; Metazoa; Rotifera; Eurotatoria; Adinetida; Adinetidae
Source: the annotation of a GenBank genome assembly
AUGGUUCUUUUGAGUGCUGUUCUAAUUUUUAUCGUUUUUAAUAUUGUUUUGUCCAAACCAGUCGUUCCAAGAGAUCCCAUUUAUGGUCAGCCAGAACAAAUACAUCUGUCGUAUGGACUGGAUCCAUCGUUAAUGAUUGUAACAUGGGUUACAUUAGCGGAAGUCAAUGAUUCAAUUGUGGAAUACGGUCAACUUGAUUCGUUUGAUAAACGUGCAAUAGGAUCCGUAAGCAUUUUUCAAGAUAAUGGUACUGAAAAACGAAUUGAAUAUAUUCAUCGUGUGGUUCUACGAGAGUUGAUACCUGGUCAAAAAUACUUCUACCAUUGUGGAAGUGAUGUUUAUGGCUGGUCUCCACUGUUCUGGUUUACAGCAAUGCGUAACGAUUCGAAUUUUGUUGUUCGCAUGGCUGUUUAUGGUGAUAUGGGAAAAGACAAUGCUCAAUCAAUGGCUCGCCUUCAAGAAGAAACACAGACUGGAAAUCUUGAUCUUAUCUUACAUGUCGGUGAUAUGGCCUAUGAUAUGAAUACUGACAACGCACGUUUUGGUGAUCAAUAUAUGAAUUCGAUCGAAUCCAUUGCUGGUUACAUUCCUUAUAUGACUUGUCCAGGAAAUCAUGAGAAUGCUUAUAAUUUUUCGCAAUAUGUCGCAAAGUUCAGCAUGCCAUGGCCGAAUAAUACAUAUGGUGGGGAUGCGAAUCAUUAUUAUAGUUUUAAUGUUGGUCCAGUUCAUGUGAUCGGAUUUUCGACCGAGUUUUACUAUUACUUGGAGUAUGGUUUUGAACAAAUUAUCAAUCAAUACAAAUGGAUUGAAGAAGAUUUGAAAGAGGCGAAUAAACCUGAAAAUCGAGCAAAACAUCCGUGGAUUGUUACAAUGGCACAUAAGCCAAUGUAUUGUAGUAACAACAAUGAUGAUGAAUGUUUAUAUGCUAACGGUUACAUAUUCAUCCGUGUUGGUCUUCCAUUCAUUCAAGCAUUUGGUUUUGAAGACUUAUUUGCUAAAUACGGUGUGGACUUAGAGUUCUGGGCACAUGAACAUAGUUACGAACGUUUAUGGCCAGUCUAUAAUUUGAUGGUUCGUAACGGUACAAAAGGUGCUUAUAUCGAUCCAGAUGCUCCCGUUCAUAUUGUGACUGGUUCUGCUGGAUGUAAUGAACGUCACGAUCCAUUUGGUGUACCACGACCAUGGACAGCAUUUCAGAGCGAUGAUUACGGUUAUACGCGUAUGAAUGUGUAUAAUUCUUCGCAUUUAUAUUUAGAACAAGUAUCAGAUGAUCAGGGUGGCAAAGUUAUUGAUAGUAUGUGGCUGAUUAAAUCUCAGCACGGUCCAUAUUCAUAUUUCAAAGACAAAUUUUAA